Gossypium raimondii (Peruvian cotton) is the source of this 592-nucleotide messenger RNA. RefSeq lists its product as uncharacterized. The coding region runs from base 143 to 406 and encodes 87 amino acids. The transcript is spliced from 3 exons. The record is from RefSeq and is a predicted model, not a curated record. NCBI's taxonomy places the organism in Eukaryota, Viridiplantae, Streptophyta, Magnoliopsida, Malvales, Malvaceae.
AAUAUGCCCUAACAAGUCAUCCAGAUAAAAGGUGGUUUUUUCUUCCCGUUUUCUUCCUUUUUUCCCUUAAUUUCAAAGCUCUCUUUCUCUAUUCUCUUUGGCGUAUCUAUCGCUUUGAUUUCGCGUCCUUGCUGUGCACUCGAUGGCAAAUCGAUGGUUGAGGCCUGAGGUGUAUCCGCUGUUCGCGGCCGUAGGUGUUGCUGUCGGAAUCUGCGGGUUUCAGUUGGUGCGAAAUAUCUGCAUCAACCCUGAAGUCAGGGUAACCAAGGAGAACAGGGCUGCUGGGGUUUUGGACAACUUUGCUGAGGGAGAAAAAUAUUCUGAACAUUUCUUGAGAAAAUAUGUCCGCAACAAGACGCCAGAAAUCAUGCCCAGUAUCAACAGCUUCUUCACUGACCCAAAGUGAGGCUUCACUCUUGCUUUAUGCUGAAACUAAAAAAUAAAAAUAAAAAAAUAGAAGAACUAAGUCUUAUUCAAUCAAUACCAAGUUAUGCCCUUUCUUUCUGCUGACUGUGAUGCAAAUUUGUGUUGGUUUUGCACUUGGAUGAGGUGUGUUUUUUAAGAGAAUAAAAGGUGUUCUGGAUUUUUCGAA